Messenger RNA from Cornus florida, 1177 nucleotides. RefSeq lists its product as uncharacterized. The transcript has 2 exons. The coding region runs from base 294 to 1031 and encodes 245 amino acids. Lineage: Eukaryota; Viridiplantae; Streptophyta; Magnoliopsida; Cornales; Cornaceae. The record is from RefSeq and is a predicted model, not a curated record.
CUCUCUCAUUAAUAACCAUAAAUAUAUACUACAUAUUACACACACUUAUAUAUAUAUAUAUAUAACAUAUAUAGUCAAUAUAAUAUACUCCGUAUAUAGUUGUAGUAUAACGUACUCUGUUUGCUCACAUCGCUCUAUUUAUUGUAAACCCAUCAUCUUAUUUGUGUCUCUUUGUUUGAUCAAGGUUCUCCAACCCCCUUCUCUCUAUAUACCUUUCUCUCUGUAUAUCUAUCUAUAUUGAUAUAUAUAUAUAUAUAUAUAUAUAUAUAUAUAUAUUGUUAUCUGGGUUAGAGAUGGCGGCUGAAGUGAGCACUCUGGUUCGGAUAAUGGAGGGGUACAAGGAAGAUCAGAAAGUGGAGGAGACGAGUGGUGGUGGCAAAUCGACGGUCCUGAUCACUCGGGACUUGCUUGGUGGAUGUUGUACGCUUGAUUCCGAAGAAUUGGACUUCGACUUGCAGGUUCCGAGUGGUUGGGAGAAGCGUCUCGACUUGAAGUCCGGAAAAGUCUAUCUACAGAGGCGCAGCUCUCCUAAUACAUCGCCCUCAUAUCCAUCAUCAGACCGGAAGCAAGUAACCAAUCAAACAGUUCCAAAACUCCAAGAUCUAAACUUCCCUCCAUCAGCAAAGCAAUCACUAAACCUCCUUGAUGAUACCAACUUAGACCUAAAGCUUGUCCCACCAUCAUCGCCGUCGUCAUCUCCAAAGUGUUUGCACUCUAAUUACCAAAGUGUUUGCACUCUUGACAAAGUUAAAUUUGCGCUCGAAAAGGCAGAGAAGGAAACAUUGAGAAAACGUUCAAUAUCAAUUUCAAAAUCUUCAUCCCCGCCUUUGAGUUCUUCAUCUUCGAUCAAAGAAACCAAAAUGGAUUAUGAGGAGAAAUCAUCGUCGUCAUCGUUUGCAGCUGGCUGCCCCAGUUGCCUACUUUAUGUGCUGAUUUCAAAGAGCAACCCUAAGUGCCCUCGAUGCAACAGAAUUGUUCCACCGCCAAUGGCAGUGAAGAGACCUCGAAUUGAUCUCAACAUAUCUAUAUGAGAAGCUGAGGAGAACCAUGAUGGUUGAAUUAAUCAUAUGAUUUUUGUAAAUGAUAGAAGAUAGUUUUGUAAGUGAAAGAAUGGAUUUUAUACAUUCUAAAGGAUUGGUGUCCUUUAUAUGAAUAGCUUACAUAAAUUUUCAUGGCU